ACACGUAUUUUAGUGACUCAUGGGCUGACCUACCUACCAAUGGUCGACAAUAUUAUUGUUUUGAAGAAUGGCGUUGUAACUGAGCAAGGAACCUACAAGCAGCUGAUGGAGAGAAAGGGAGAAUUUCAAGAAUUUCUCUUGCAAUACCUGUCAGAGGCAGAGGACGAAGAAGACACUCUAGAAGGUCUAGAGGACAUUAAACAUCAGUUGGAGAGUUCUCUAGGGCGGGAAGUAGUUGAGCGUCAGAUACGACACAAGAGAGAGAGCGAAAGUGAAAGCAUUUCAGAACAUGAAUUGAACAAAGACAACAGAACUGGCAUUGUACGGCGACGGGGUAGCAAGAAGAUUAGUGAGUCUGAAACAGGGAAAUUGGCAAGUGAUACAGUUGUUGCCAAAGAAAAGAAGAUUGGUGAAAAGUUGAUAGAAACGGAAAAAGCAGAAACAGGAAAGGUUCAAAUGUCAGUCUACAAGUACUAUAUCACAGCUAUUGGCAUUAUCCCAGCCCUAUUCACGAUAUUAUCUUAUACUGCUUCUAAUGGCUGCAUGGUGGGGUCCAGUAUCUGGCUAUCCAGAUGGGCUGAGGAACCACUUGAGGCUGAUGGGACCCUUAACACACAGAGAAGGGACAUGUACCUUGGUGUUUAUGGUGCACUCGGCAUAGGUCAAGCUUUUGCCAUCCUGUUUGGGGCAUUCUCUCUAUCAUUUGGUGCUCUUGAUGCCAGUGCCAAACUCCAUGCAGACAUUCUGUGUGGUGUCAUGCAUUUACCAAUGCAGUUCUUCGAUACAAAUCCCAUUGGCCGUUUGGUUAAUCGUUUUGGCAAGGAUGUCGACACUCUGGACAGUGUCUUGCCUUGGACUCUCAGAUCUUGGCUAAUGUGCUUUUUCACGGUAUAUCUGCUAUUGUAUCAGAGAUCAUUUAUUUUCGAGGACUGAUCCAAGGUGCAAAGAAACUUCAUGAGAUGUUGUUAAGGAACAUUUUGCGAGUUCCUCAGGCUUUCUUUGACACAAAUCCUCUAGGCCGAAUCCUUAAUCGUUUCUCUAAGGAUUUUGAUGCUGUUGAUG
Molecule: messenger RNA, 1062 nt
Organism: Penaeus vannamei (Pacific white shrimp)
Lineage: Eukaryota; Metazoa; Arthropoda; Malacostraca; Decapoda; Penaeidae
Source: RefSeq, a predicted model, not a curated record